Molecule: messenger RNA, 1324 nt
Organism: Aethalodelphis obliquidens (Pacific white-sided dolphin)
Lineage: Eukaryota; Metazoa; Chordata; Mammalia; Artiodactyla; Delphinidae
Gene: FNDC9
Product: fibronectin type III domain containing 9
Exons: 1
Coding region: 272-955 (227 amino acids)
Molecular function (GO): protein binding
Source: RefSeq, a predicted model, not a curated record
UGAGGCUGGGGGAUGUGUGUGCAUCUCUUUUGGGCCUGACGGCCCCCAGCUUUGGCAUGAGACAGCCCUGAUUUGAACUGUGGUUCUGCCGUUCCUCGGCUGUGCCUAGCUGAGCACUGUCACCUCCUGGCCUCCAUCUCUUUGUCUGUAAAUCGGGGUCAAUAUUAGUCCCCAUCUCGAAUGCUCAAUGAAUGGUGGCUAUGACUAUCAUAAAUAAACACUUAAAUGAGAAGAUGACACUCUUCACUUUGAUUCUGGUUUCAGAAUCGAGAUGAACAUCGAGGUUGGGAACGUUUCUUAUACGGGAGCCAUCAUUUCCUGGUCGUCCUCGGAGCCCUGCCUGGAGGACUAUUACCAUAUUAUGUAUAGGCCCAAUUGGAACAGCAUCUUCUCUGGCUAUCUUCGCUACAGCUUCCACCACGAGGAGAAGGUGCCUCGAACAAUCAGCUCCGUGGUGCUGGAACACCUCACCCCUUCCACUCUCUACUUCCUGUGCAUCAGCUGCAAGAAGAUCCUCUUCCCCUACAGGCACUACUGCACCAUGUUCCACACCCUGGAUAAGAGUCCACUGGCUGCGGGAAGUUCCCUGGUGGACCCCCAGAUCUCCCUUUGGGUGCUGAUGGCCAUUCUGCUGGCCUGCUUCACAGCAGUCUUAGCCUUCAUCUGCCUCCAGUUCUGGUGUAUCCGUUGCCAUGAGCCUCGAUGGUCCUACAGAGCCGGCCUCAUGGAGGAAGCCAAUGGCCUGGUGAGAUGGCCAGAGGAGGCCCCGGGUCUGGGUCAGGGGGAGGAAGACCUGCAGGGGCUCCCCCUGGUGGAAGUGCCACGCAAGAACUCCGGAGCUGACGCGGAACCAGAAGCCGCAGCCGCAGUGGCCGAACAGGAUGCCCCCGACGUGGGUGCCCUGAAGAGGGAGGGCGGUGUUCAUCCUACCGCACUGCCUCAUUUUGGGGAGUGAGAGGUGGAGGGGAGGCAGCCCACAUCAGGUAGCUUAAAGCCCUCCACGCAGCAGGUCUCUGGUAAAAACGCAUCUGUAGACUACCCAUUCGCCUCCCCUCAAAUGUCAGAGCUCUGACACAUGGACCACCUGGUUGGAUGAAUGCCCUUUGGCAAAGCUUCUCUAGCUGGAAAACAUAUAACCCCCUGGUGUGCAAAGGGAGGAACACGGCAUCUCUUAGGAGUGUCCAUUUAGGGUAGGGUGUCUCAGUUAGGAAUUAAAAGCAUUAUUUCAAUAUUAAAACAACCAUGAAUAUAUUAUGGUAUAGAAAGUGAAAUGUGCAUGACUUAAAUAAAAUACAAAACUUCCAGGAAAUUUUUGAGUUGAAGA